AUGGUGGACUUCAGCACUAUCAGCCUGCUGUCUCUUGCCAUGCUGGUGGGCUGCUAUGUGGCCGGGACCAUUCCCUUGGCGGUCAACUUCUCCGAGGAGAAGCUAAAGCUCGUCACCGUGUUGGGAGCAGGACUCCUGUGCGGCACGGCCCUCGCAGUCAUCAUUCCCGAAGGCGUUCAUGCUCUUUACGAGGAGAUCCUGGAAGGGGGCGGGCACCAUGGCCCCAGCCAGGUUGGCGUAGUCGCUGAGGCGUCGGAACCCAAAGGCGAAGCGGCGGCGGAGGCUCUGCUGAGUGUGGAAGGCCACCACGAACACAGCCACGAGCAGCUACACGCCUGCAUUGGCGUCUCGCUGGUGCUGGGCUUCGUCUUCAUGCUGCUGGUAGACCAGAUCGGCUCGUCGCACAUGCACAGCGCUGAAGAUUCAGAAUCAGCCAGAGUAUCGUCCUCUAAAAUUACCACCACCCUCGGAUUAGUGGUGCAUGCUGCUGCUGACGGCGUGGCCCUCGGAGCCGCUGCCUCCACGUCUCAAACCAGCGUCCAGCUUAUCGUUUUUGUCGCCAUCAUGCUACACAAGGCUCCCGCUGCGUUCGGCCUGGUGUCUUUUCUCAUGCACGCUGGGCUGGAAAGGAAUCGAAUCCGAAAGCACCUGCUGGUCUUUGCCCUGGCCGCUCCUGUCCUGGCCAUGCUCACUUUCCUUGGACUCAGCCAGAGCAGCAAGGAGGCGCUGUCUGACAUCAAUGCCACCGGUGUCGCUAUGCUCUUUUCUGCUGGCACUUUCCUGUACGUGGCAACUGUGCACGUGUUGCCCGAGGUAGGCGGCGUUGCGGGCCACAGCCACGGAACGCCAGGCGGCAACGGCGGCAAGGGUCUGAGUAAGGUAGAGGUGGGCGCCCUGGUACUGGGCUGCCUUAUUCCUCUUCUCCUGUCAGUCGGCCACCACCAUUAG
Messenger RNA from Nerophis lumbriciformis (worm pipefish), 948 nucleotides. The record is from RefSeq and is a predicted model, not a curated record. Lineage: Eukaryota; Metazoa; Chordata; Actinopteri; Syngnathiformes; Syngnathidae.